Molecule: messenger RNA, 2444 nt
Organism: Cercospora beticola
Lineage: Eukaryota; Fungi; Ascomycota; Dothideomycetes; Mycosphaerellales; Mycosphaerellaceae
Product: WD40 repeat domain-containing protein
Biological process (GO): positive regulation of anaphase-promoting complex-dependent catabolic process; positive regulation of ubiquitin protein ligase activity; anaphase-promoting complex-dependent catabolic process
Cellular component (GO): anaphase-promoting complex
Molecular function (GO): ubiquitin ligase activator activity; protein binding; anaphase-promoting complex binding
Source: RefSeq, a predicted model, not a curated record
GUCCAACCCCCGACAUUCACACCAGAGAGUUACGGCAUCCACCACCAAUCCGACAACAUUCGUUACGAACAGCAAUUCGACCGCGCAACUCCCGAUCCAUAGCCCACCCUUUGCCCACUCGUCGCACCAUCGCGCACUCGCUGUCCACAGGGCCCCUCGAAUCCGACGCAAGGACCACAUUCGCAAUCACAGUCGCCAAACAUUCGAUCUAACGGCACCAUAUCCAGGGCUCGCGCCCGGUGACGCUUGCGCGGCCGUCAUUUUCAUCCAUUCCAGCCUGCGCAGUCACGAUGGAUGCGGCGCGCGCAGAGUACGAGCGCAUACCACAAAACGAUACUCAGACCCCAGCGCCCUUGUCCCCACCCAGGAGCAAGACUCCACCCACUGUCACUGGCAAGAGGGCGCACAGCGAUGAACAAGUGCCCACCACCGAUCAGUUUCGCAGCGGGAGUGAGCCCGUGAAUCCCGUCGCAUUGAACAAGGCGCUGAAAGACAUUGAGCGAGCUGGACAGCGGAGAGUGAGUACGCCAGCACCGAGUCCGAGUCGGAAGCGGCAGAAAGUCCAAACCAGCGAUCGCUUCAUACCGAAUCGCGCAGGGCAGGAUUUGUCUGCAAGCUACAACUUGCUACAUGAAGAUGGGUCCCCAGCUACGCCGUCGCGGCACCGCAAGAAGGGACCAGGAGAUCUGCAAUUUCAGAAGAUGGAAGCCAACCGGACAUACUCAUCAAUACUGAGGUCGGAGAUGUUCAACGAUGAAAUUCCGCAGAUCAUACACGACCGCACUGGCUCGCGCGGGCAGACACCGCCUGUGACGAGCACUGGCGCAGCUUCGAAUCUGGCCGGCAGCAAUUUCACACCCUCAACACCGCAUAAGAACCUUUUUUCGUACGGACCACAGCAGCCUGUGUCAUUGACGCCGCGUUCAAUAUCCCGAAGCGAACGAGGGCCAAAUAUUAAUGCCCGAUCCGAAAUCUACAGCUUGUCACCGGUUAAGCACUCAUCACAGACAAUGCUGUUAUCUCCUCGCAAGACCCCGCGACAGGUCAGCAAGGUACCCUACAAAGUGUUGGAUGCACCUGAUUUGGCCGACGACUUCUAUCUGAACUUGGUAGAUUGGGGGUCAAACGAUAUACUGGCAGUCGGUCUUGGCGCCUCGGUCUAUCUAUGGAGUCGAGAAAGCGGGAAAGUGACUACUUUGUGCACCUUGGAGGGAGAUGUUGUUACGAGCGUAAGCUGGAUUCAGCGUGGCACGCACCUCGCGAUUGGAACUUCUAAGGGACUUCUUCACAUCUGGGAUACGCUGGCACAGAAGCGGCUGCGGACCAUGACUGGGCAUGCUUCACGCAUCAGCAGUCUUGCUUGGAAUGCACAUAUACUUUCCACGGGAUCGCGAGACAGAUCGAUACUGCAUCGAGAUGUGCGCUUAUCAAAUCAGUACCUGCGUCGGCUUAGUGGUCACAAGCAGGAGGUUUGUGGAUUGAAGUGGAACUCAGAGACUGAGCAGCUGGCUUCUGGUGGUAACGACAACAAGAUCUUCAUCUGGGACAAAAUGGAGGAGCGGUGGCAGCAUCGGUGGGGCGAGCAAGAAGGUGGCCACAAGGCCGCUGUGAAAGCCAUCGCUUGGAACCCUCAUCAACGUGGUGUUCUGGCCUCAGGGGGCGGCACAGCGGAUCGAUGCAUCAAAUUCUGGAACACGAUAUCAGCGGCACAGACUUCGGCUACGCGAUCAAUACCUGUCGAGCAGACGAAUCUUGGACUAGGACUCUCCACGUCUCCAGUACCGGAGCCCGAAGUUUCAAAUCAAGUGAUGAAUCCGCAUCUCAUCAGCUCCCACGACACAGGCAGUCAGGUCUGCAACCUGCUGUUCUCUCAGCGAACUUCAGAACUUGUGUCCACGCACGGCUACUCACAGCAUGCUAUCAACAUCUGGAAAUACCCGAGCAUGAACCAAGUGGUCAGUCUCACAGGCCACACGUACCGUGUCCUCUACCUCAGCAUGUCACCUGAUGGAGCGAUCAUCUGCACAGGUGCUGGAGACGAGACGUUGCGCUUUUGGGAUGUGUUUUCGAAGCAGAAGGGCGAGCCCAAGCGCGGUAUUGUGGGCGAAUGGGGCAUAAUACGCUAGCUUCAAAAGGCGGAAGGCUACCCGAUGAAGGAGAAUUACGUUUCAGUGGGGACUUGGAGAAUCAGAGGAGUGGGCAUCGUGCUUCGCCUUUGAACGAGAAGGACCAAUGUGCUACAUUCUGCUCGCAAGAAAGCAAACAGACUUUCGGUUUUGGCUGGUCCAUUGGAGUCGCGUAGCACGGUGACUGGAGCUUACGCAUAGCAUUGUGGGAGUUUGAGCGAUAGUGCAUCGUUUAUGCGCUUUUUAUGAUACCUUAUUAUGAGCACAGGCAAGGGACGCAUGAGCGACGGCGCAGAAGCCAUUUGGCCCAUUUCCGAC